Belonocnema kinseyi is the source of this 2694-nucleotide messenger RNA. It is a transcript of the gene mEFG1, whose product is annotated as elongation factor G, mitochondrial. Gene Ontology annotation, molecular function: GTP binding; translation elongation factor activity; GTPase activity. Gene Ontology annotation, cellular component: mitochondrion. Lineage: Eukaryota; Metazoa; Arthropoda; Insecta; Hymenoptera; Cynipidae. Bases 181 to 2421 code for a protein of 746 amino acids. Gene Ontology annotation, biological process: mitochondrial translational elongation. The transcript has 9 exons. The record is from RefSeq and is a predicted model, not a curated record.
UCCUGUAGUUUCCAUAAAUUCCGCAAAAGUGCUGAUAAAUCAAACCCUUAAACUUUCUGCUAUACUGCGGCUGCUCUUGCAACGUGCAUGCGGUUUCAGUGUCAGCUAUAGUUUUUUUUAAAAUAAAAUAAUUAUUAAGUAAAUAAAUUGUUAAUUAAUGACGCAAAAUAACUAAUCAACAUGACAUUUAUAACUGCAAUUCGACAUUAUGCAAGCCCGAGGAGACUAUCAAAGUUUCACUCAUGUAUAAUCAAGGGCAACAUUCGAUGUAUGGCGACGCAUCAAAAAUUUGCGGAGCACAAACCCAUAGAAAAAAUACGAAAUAUUGGUAUAUCAGCUCACAUUGAUUCUGGAAAAACGACCCUCACAGAGAGAAUUUUAUUUUACACUGGAAGAAUUGCGCAAAUGCACGAGGUUCGAGGAAAAGAUAACGUAGGAGCUGUAAUGGACAGUAUGGAAUUAGAAAGACAAAGAGGAAUCACGAUCCAGUCUGCUGCAACAUAUACAGUCUGGAAGGAACACAAUAUUAACAUAAUCGACACUCCAGGUCACGUCGAUUUUACUGUCGAGGUCGAAAGAGCUCUACGCGUUUUAGACGGUGCAGUUCUCGUUCUCUGUGCUGUUGGAGGUGUGCAAUCUCAAACAUUAACAGUCAAUCGUCAGUUGAAAAGAUACAGUGUUCCGUUUUUGGCAUUCAUCAACAAACUCGAUAGAAUGGGUGGAAAUCCCAAAAGAAUCCUUGAACAAAUGAGAACGAAAAUGCAACAUAACGCGGCUUUCAUACAGUUACCUAUUGGUAAAGAAAGCGAGACGAAAGGUAUCGUUGAUAUAAUUAAACAGAGAGCCCUUUACUUCGAGGGAGAUUACGGAGAAGAAGUCCGGGAAGAUGAAGUUCCUCAGGACAUGAGAUCAGAGGUCGUCGAUAGAAGGCAGGAACUCAUCGAGCACUUGACCAAUGUUGAUGACACACUUGGAGAUUUAUUCAUAAACGAAAAACCCAUUGCCGACCAAGAUAUAAAGGAUGCGAUUCGAAGAUCGUGUUUAAAAAGGACCUUUGUGCCAGUUCUGGUGGGUACAGCUUUGAAAAAUAAAGGAGUUCAGCCUCUCUUAGAUGCUGUCCUAGAUUAUUUGCCAAAUCCAGGCGAAGUUACGAAUAUUGCUUUUAGAGAGAAGGAAGGACAAGAGCUUGAGAAAUUUGUCUUGGACCCGAAAAGAAGUGACGAUAAACCGUUUGUUGGAUUGGCUUUCAAGUUAGAAGUAGCCAAGUUUGGACAGCUAACUUAUUUUCGCUGUUAUCAGGGAAUGUUGAAAAAAGGGGAUUUUAUUGUCAAUACUAAAAAUAACAAGAGGGUUCGCAUUGCAAGAUUAGUGCGUCUUCACUCUAAUCAAAUGGAAGACGUAACUGAAGUUUUCGCCGGAGAUAUUUUCGCUCUGUUCGGAAUAGAUUGUGCUUCUGGAGACACAUUCGUCAAUAAUCAAAAAUUGCAAAUUUCAAUGGAAUCUAUGUAUGUGCCGGAUCCUGUAAUUUCUAUGUCUAUUCAGCCCAAGCAUUCAAAGGAUCGGGAUAACUUUGCAAAGGCUGUGUCCAGAUUCACGAAAGAAGAUCCCACUUUGCGAUUUCAUUAUGAUCCCGAUGUGAAGGAGAGUUUGGUUUCCGGUAUGGGAGAACUGCAUUUGGAAAUAUAUGCCCAGCGCAUGGAACGCGAGUACAAUUGUCCAGUUAUUUUAGGCAAACCAAAGGUUGCCUUCCGUGAGACUUUACUUUUUCCUUGUAAGUUUGACUAUUUCCACAAGAAACAAUCUGGAGGUGCUGGACAAUACGGUCGUGUUAUUGGAAUUAUGGAGCCGCUUCCGCCGAAUAAAAAUACCUUACUGGAAUUCUCCGAUGAGACUGUCGGAAUGAAUAUACCUAAACCAUUUAUUCCUGGCGUGAAAAAAGGAUUUUUGGAAACUUGUGAGAAAGGAAUUCUCAGUGGCAACAAAGUGGCUGGUGUUAAAUUCCGUCUUUUGGACGGAGCAAGUCACUGCGUCGAUUCUUCUGAAAUUUCCUUCAUACUCGCUGCUCAGGGUGCUGUUAAAGAUGUUUAUCACGAUGGAACAUGGAUCAUUUUGGAACCAAUUAUGGCUGUGGAAAUUACGGCUCCUGAGGAAUUCCAGGGAUUCAUCAUGAAUAUGGUUAAUAGAAAGAAUGGAAUAAUAGGCGGAAUGGACGGAUCUGAAGGCUGGUUUACUUUGGAAGCGGAAGUGCCGUUGAAUGAGAUGUUCGGUUUCUCAGGAGAAUUGCGAUCGGCCACUCAAGGAAAGGGUGAAUUUACGAUGGAAUAUGCUAGAUAUUCUCCUUGUCUGCCUGCAGUACAAGAGCAAGUAAUUAGAGAAUACCAGGAUUCAUUGGACCCUCACAAGCAGAAGAAAAAGAAUUAACGGCGAGAGAAUGUUAUGACCGGUAAUUAUUUAUGAAAUUAAGAAAUCAUCCUUGACUGAAUUACGCGAAUUUUUUUUACAAGAAUUUCUCAGUGUGUAUGAUGUAGAAUCAUAUGGUAAAUGAGGUUUCGAAUGAUUGGGAAAACACUGAUCUGCGACCAUUUGAUAGUCAAAUUGCGCCAGCAGUAUUAAUUCUGAAUGAUUAUGUAGAAUAUUGUACAUAUUUGAAUGCUGUAUUAUAGAUUUUAAUAAAAACUAACUGUUAUUAAGUAA